Naegleria fowleri is the source of this 1548-nucleotide messenger RNA. RefSeq lists its product as uncharacterized. The record is from RefSeq and is a predicted model, not a curated record. Lineage: Eukaryota; Heterolobosea; Eutetramitea; Acrasida; Naegleriidae. The transcript has a single exon. Bases 1 to 1548 code for a protein of 515 amino acids.
AUGUCAUUACGAUUGAUAAAUUUCGGGGGAGGAGGAGUUCAACGAGCGAGCAACAAGCACGUCACUGACGACUUGACGUCAAACGAACAACAACAAUCAAUUUGCGAUCCUCAUUCUUCUUGUUCAUUCGUCGUAUUCACAAGUAAUAAUACUAAAACCAACAACAAUAAUAGUAUCAAUCGUCGUCGUUGGAAUAGUACUGAGCCAGUAGUAGAAUUCGGGCAAGACCUUGCUCAUCAUCAACAACCAUCACCACCACAACAACAACACUUAUCAAUUCCAAGAAUUCGAAGAGAUUUUAGAAAUUCUUCUUCUUCGGAACCACAACAACAAGAACAACAACAACAACCUGAUGAUGGACUUUAUCUUCAUGAUGACCCUUUCAGUUCUAGCAAAAGCCUUUGGACGAUGAAAAUAAAUGAAUAUCCGCUUGAUGGUUCUUGGAAGGCUUCUUCAUCCUCCCUCUCAACAAGAACAACCACCACCACUUCUACUCCUCCUCCUCAAUUCAAUAUCAAUUUCUUCUUUAGAAUUCUGAUUGUAGAAGCAGCAAGAACCAUGUUAGGUUCAAAGACAACAACCAUUGCAAGGAUGAUGAUGAGGCGGAUCCUUCAUUCCUACUAUUUUAAAUUCUUCUUGAUUUUGAUGAUCCUUUCUCAAUUUGGCAAUAUCGUUGUGUUUGCAGCAUCUUCACCAAAAUACAGCAUUUCUCGAUUUCAUAGUGAGCUCAAAUUGACUGAUUCGAAUCAAUGUAUUGUUGAGGUGAAUGAAAUUGUGACCUAUUUAUUUGCUGAGCCAACAAGGAAAAUUUAUCGAUCCAUUCCCACCAAUUUACCGUAUGGCUAUGCAAGAAUGGUUGGAGAAAUCGAUGUCACUUCCAUGUCUGAUUCUAUGAAAAUAUCUGAUGUUUUGUAUUUGAAAUCAGGAGAUGGUAUGAAACAAAUUGUAGUGUCACUCACAAAUCCAACUUCUGAUAUUGAGACCACACAAGUGACUUUACAAUACAAGUACUUGAUGAAUGGACCUCUCUUUGUGAGUCACAACAUUACAAGAGUUGCUUGGUCGGUUGGAUACGAGGACGCACAAAGUAUUAGCAAUAUUGAAAUUUCUGUUAAAUUCCCAACGAGCAUGUUCUCCAAGAUUUCUUCCUCUCUUAAAGGAUUUAAAGUGAAACAAGAUGGACCUGAAACCACAGCGACCUUCCCAACAAGUUCAAUUACGAGUCCUGCAGGCUCCUAUCGACCCAUGUUCACUGCCAAUAAUUUAUUAUUUGACACUUGUCAAACCUAUUGGUAUACCAAUCGUCCAUUGCUCACAAUUUUUGGCUUUUAUGGAAUUACAUUGGCCAUCAUGUUUGUUUGUUUGGCUGUAAAAAUUAUUCAUGACAAUAUUGAAAGUUACAAAUUAGAAAAGGCCAUGGAAAGAGAACGUCAUUUAAGAUAUGCUCGUCACAAAUUACACGAAGAGACAUAUGAUUCAAAUUCAGAUCAUGAUGAACAUUAUACAUUCCUGGGUCGAGAAAAGAAACAUGCAUUUGAUAAUUUGUAA